CAAGAACGUUCACCUAAAGAAAGUAGCACCACAAGAACGCUGCUUCACAGUUCACUCACAAGCAUUUUGUUCCUAUCCCUCUCUACCUUAAACCUGUGGUGCUCCUUCAACGCUCGAGAAAAGCUUCUUCCUCUCAAUCUGUAAGCUCCCUCAACCAAGUUUUCUCUGAAUUAUCAAAUCAUGGUCUCUGCGAUGCUCAAUGGAGCUGAGAAUCUCACCCUCGUGAGAGCAAUAACCCCAAACGGGUUGAGUUUCAACGGGUCGGAUCUUCACGGGAAGCAGUUUCUGAAAACGGGGUUUGUUUCAGCCGCAAGAAUUCCCAAAUCUUGUGGUAGAAUCAGUGUGCCCAGAUGCAGCAGCAGCGGCGGCAGCAUCUCGGCUCCUCGGCCGGCUUCUCAGCCGAGGUUUAUUCAGCACAAGAAGGAGGCUUUCUGGUUCUACAGAUUCCUCUCAAUUGUGUAUGACCAUGUUAUAAACCCCGGGCAUUGGACCGAGGACAUGAGGGACGAGGCGCUUGAGCCGGCGGAGCUCACUGAUCGGAGAAUGAUUGUGGUGGAUGUUGGUGGCGGCACGGGGUUCACCACUCUGGGGAUUGUGAAGCAUGUGGAUGCUAAGAAUGUCACCAUUCUUGACCAGUCACCUCAUCAGCUUGCCAAGGCUAAGCAGAAGGAGCCCUUGAAGGAGUGCAAGUUUAUAGAGGGGGAUGCUGAGGACCUCCCUUUUCGAACUGAUUACGCUGAUCGAUAUGUAUCUGCUGGGAGCAUCGAGUACUGGCCAGACCCGCAGCGUGGCAUCAGGGAAGCAUACAGGGUCUUAAAACUCGGAGGGAAAGCAUGCGUAAUUGGUCCUGUGUACCCAACAUAUUGGUUAUCUCGCUUCUUUGCCGAUGUAUGGAUGCUUUUCCCAAAGGAGGAAGAGUACAUUGAGUGGUUCAAGAAGGCAGGGUUUAAAGAUGUCCAGCUGAAAAGAAUUGGCCCAAAAUGGUAUCGUGGGGUUCGCCGCCAUGGAUUGAUCAUGGGAUGUUCUGUAACAGGCGUUAAACCUGCGUCCGGGGAUUCUCCUUUACAGCUUGGUCCAAAAGCAGAGGACGUGACAAAGCCGGUAAACCCGUGGACGUUCUUCGUGCGGUUCAUGUUGGGUGUCAUGGCAGCAACAUAUUAUGUACUGGUGCCGAUAUACAUGUGGAUCAAAGAUCAAAUUGUACCCAAAGGCCAACCAAUCUGAGAGAGAGAGUUGAUGCCUUUCUGGUUCUACUCCUAGUAGUAGUAGUAGUAGGCAAGCAUAGUUGUGGUGUGUGUAUGCAGGAUGAGAGUGAAUUGUUGAUGACCGAUAUCGCAAACAUACAUUAUAAA
Messenger RNA from Pyrus x bretschneideri (Chinese white pear), 1352 nucleotides. RefSeq names its product 2-methyl-6-phytyl-1,4-hydroquinone methyltransferase, chloroplastic. Gene Ontology annotation, biological process: methylation. Gene Ontology annotation, molecular function: 2-methyl-6-phytyl-1,4-benzoquinone methyltransferase activity. The transcript is spliced from 4 exons. NCBI's taxonomy places the organism in Eukaryota, Viridiplantae, Streptophyta, Magnoliopsida, Rosales, Rosaceae. Bases 181 to 1224 code for a protein of 347 amino acids. The record is from RefSeq and is a predicted model, not a curated record.